UCACGUGUUUUUUUUCAGUACGAUUUCAAACAAUAACAAUAAUCAUCCUCAUCGAAAUCUCAAAGUACUCCGUGACGAUUGAUGGCUUAUCAUGCAUGUAUUUCGGGUUUUUUUCAUUAUUAUUUUUGCUUCUCUGGAACACGUGAUUGACAGCCGUUCGCGGCGUUCGGACUGCGCGUGAAUUCGGGGACUUGUGGCGGGAGUGGCUCUCACGCCAUUGGUGGAAAAAGUUUGCCUGGCAGGCGGCUCCGGCUUCCGAUUGGGCGACGGAAGCGGCCCCGCCCUCAACUUGAAAAAAAGCGCUGGUCCAGGCGGGCGGAUCAAUCCGAGGCGACUCGCUCGGCAAGCACUCCACCAUGGCGGCCUGGGCAAGCUCCACGCAGCGCUCCUGCUUCUUCUGAGUGCUGGAUUACUUUUCAGGGCCCUUUUUUGUUUUUUGGGGGGGUGGGGUUGUCUUUUGCCGCCCGCGGUGCGGGGCGUGCGGGUGCUUCGCUGCGCUCCGGACAUGAGUGAGAGGAGGCGUUCGGCCGCCGCUCUGAGCUCGCGAGCCAGCGCGUUCUCCGUGGAAGCCCUCAUCGGCUCCAGCAAGAAGCGGAAACUCCGGGCAGCCGCCGCCGCCGCCGCCGCCGCCGGCGGCGUCUCCGGCGUCGGCUGGGACCACCACAAGGACGACGAAGACGACGACGACGACGACGGCCUCCACUUGGACGAUCCGGCACACUGCCUCGACAUGGACCCGGACUCGGAGGCGAGUCCGAACGGCUCGGACGGCUCCGACCUGGCCGACCGGACGGCGUGCUCCUUCGGCCCGCUGCCGUCGACUGGGGCGGCGGCGCCCCCCCAGCUGGCCGCCUCGUCCUCUUCCUCGUCCUCCCCGCUGGCGGCGUCCAUGGACGAGAUCCACGUGGAGCUGCAGUGCGCCGACCUGUGGAAGCGAUUCCACGACAUCGGAACCGAGAUGAUCAUCACCAAGGCCGGCAGGAGGAUGUUUCCCGCCAUGCGAGUCAAGAUUGCCGGCCUGGACCCUCACCAGCAGUACUACAUUGCCAUGGACAUCGUGCCCGUGGACAACAAGCGAUACCGGUACGUGUACCACAGCUCCAAGUGGAUGGUGGCGGGCAACGCCGACUCGCCGGUGCCCCCGCGGGUCUACAUCCACCCGGACUCGCUGGCGUCGGGCGACACGUGGAUGCGGCAGGUGGUCAGCUUCGACAAGCUCAAGCUCACCAACAACGAGCUGGACGACCAAGGACACAUCAUCCUGCACUCGAUGCACAAGUACCAGCCCCGCGUUCACGUCAUCCGCAAGGACUUCAGCAGCGAGCUUUCGCCCAACAAGACGGUUCCGGCCGGCGAGGGCGUCAAGACCUUCAGCUUUUCCGAGACCGUCUUCACCACCGUCACCGCCUACCAGAACCAGCAGAUCACCAGACUAAAGAUCGACCGGAACCCCUUUGCCAAAGGUUUCCGGGACUCCGGCAGAAACAGGACGGGCCUGGAGGCCAUCAUGGAGACGUACGCUUUCUGGAGGCCGCCGGUCAGGACGCUCACUUUUGAAGACUUCACCAACAUGCAGAAGCAGCAAGGCGGCAGCACGGGCACGUCGCCGACCACGUCCAGCACGGGCACGCCCUCCCCCUCCGGAGCCGCCCACCUGCUCUCCCCGUCCUGCUCGCCGCCCGCCUUCCACCUGCCGCCCAACACCUUCAACGUGGGCUGCCGGGAGAGCCAGCUGUGCAACCUGGGCCUGUCCGAGUACCCGCCGUGCGCCCGCGGCAACAUGGCGGCGCUGCAGGGCUACGGCGGCCUGGCGGACGGCUCCUACGGACGCCUCCAGGCGGCGGGCGGAGGCAUGGCCACCGCCCAGCCCGCCGACUCCUUCUUGACGCAGAGGACUUCCUCCUUGAUCGGCAUGCAGGGCGGCGCUUCCGGCGGAGGCGGCGGCGGCGGCGCUGGCGCUGGCGGCAAAAUGGAUGCCUACGGAGGCCAGCUGGGCACCUUCCCCGCCUCGCAGCUUCAGUACGUGAUGCAAGCGGGCGCCGGCGGGUCCGGGGGCGCCCCGGCCGGCGCUCCCUCCGGAUCCUCCCCGUCCUCGGCUCACGUGUUCGGCGGGGGCCCCCACCACCACCACCACCACGUGCAGCAGGGCUCCUACAACGCCUUCUCCCUGCACAACCCCUACAACUUGUACGGAUACAACUUCCCCGCCUCGCCCCGCCUGGCCGCCAGCCCCGAGAAGCCGCAGGGGGGGCUGCUGUGCUCCUCCGCCCAGGCCGGCGCCUUUGCCGAGCGCCAGUACCUGUCCAACGGCAACAUGGAAACCAUGCACAUGAUCGGCAACGGCGGCGGCGGCGGCCAGCAGCAGGGCGGCGCCGCCUGCGACGGCCGCCAGUAUGCCGCCCCUUCCCAGAUGUCCAUGCACAUGGUGUAGAGACUCGGGGAUUGUGGGGGGGCACACAGCGUUCUUCUGACGCAAAAUCGGAACAUUUUUAACCUUUUAAAAAAGGAUGGGAGCUUGCGAAUGCGCCCCCUCUUCUUAAAAAGCUCUUCACGGGGGUGGCCUCACGACUAUUUAAGGUGAUUUUGGGGGCGGCAGCGGGCGGUCUCAGGUUUGGAUGCUUCAGGUUGGAAGUAGGGGUGGCGGGGCGCGGCAAAGGGGCUACGCUUCAACAGUUACGCCGCCCGAUUCCACUGCAAGCGAUUGAGUGUGGGGAGAAGGGGGGCAUUUUCAACGGGAUCCGGGAACUCGUCUUUUCGGAGAUGUGAACGCCCGAUACCGACCGCCGGGAACAUCCGUCCACCCCACAGCAAAAUCCCUUGACAGACUGAAACCUGCCGCCACCAUUUUGGAGUGAAUUAUGUCUCUUAGCAUAUAUAUAUAUAUAUAUAUAUAUAUAUAUAUAUAUAUAUAUAUAAAUAAAUAAAUAAAAUGCCGAAUGCAAUCACUAAGCUUAAACGUGUGAAGUUAUCAGCAAUAGCAAAGCAGAGUUGCUCAGGUGUGUGUUUUGUGGUAUUUAAGUGCUGAGCAGUCCACCGGUUGUUAUACAAAUGGGUGACAUAGCAAAAAAGAGUCCAUUUUUUUGUGCAAAUGUAAAUAAAAAAAAAAAAAAUGUGCCAAGCACGUAAAAAGCUCAAUAAACAUUUUAGUUCA
Hippocampus comes (tiger tail seahorse) is the source of this 3151-nucleotide messenger RNA. It is a transcript of the gene tbx15, whose product is annotated as T-box transcription factor 15. NCBI's taxonomy places the organism in Eukaryota, Metazoa, Chordata, Actinopteri, Syngnathiformes, Syngnathidae. Gene Ontology annotation, molecular function: DNA-binding transcription factor activity, RNA polymerase II-specific; RNA polymerase II cis-regulatory region sequence-specific DNA binding. The record is from RefSeq and is a predicted model, not a curated record. Gene Ontology annotation, cellular component: nucleus; chromatin. Bases 506 to 2431 code for a protein of 641 amino acids. The transcript has 8 exons. Gene Ontology annotation, biological process: positive regulation of DNA-templated transcription; regulation of transcription by RNA polymerase II; cell fate specification.